AAAAAGAUGGUUUAAAACGAGAGAAGAAAGCUUCAAAACAUCACCAGGACGGGUCGGACGGGCUCAGAUGUGAAAUCUCUGGCAGGGUCAAGACCCGAGGUCGACCUCCGAGUUUAUCACGGCUAACAGGAGAGGAGGCCGGUGAAGAAGUGAACCCUGAGGGGAGGGGAACCGAGGGCUUCUGAACUCUGAAAAGACAAAAAGGAGCAGUCAUGCCAGGCUCGGGAGGCGCAGAGCCGAAGGGUGAAGACUUCUCCACGGCCAUCCUGAGGCAGAAACACCGGCCCAACAGACUCAUCGUGGACGAAGCCCUCAACGAAGACAGCAGCAUCGUCAGCCUGUCCCAGAGCAAGACGGAGGAGCUGCAGCUCUUCAGAGGAGACACGGUGGUGCUGAGGGGACGCAAGCGGCGGCAGACGGUGUGCAUCGUCCUGACGGACGACACCUGCGGGGACGAGAAGAUCCGGAUGAACCGCGUGACGCGCAGCAACCUGCGCGUGCGGCUCGGUGACGUCGUCAGUGUCCACGCCUGCCCUGAUAUCAAGUACGGGAAGAAGAUCCAUACUCUUCCUAUAGAUGACACCAUCCAGGGUCUCACAGGGAACCUCUUUGAGGUUUUCCUCAAACCGUACUUCCUGGAGGCUUACCGGCCCGUGCACAAAGGCGAUAUAUUCUUGAUCAGGGGGAGCAUGAGGGCGGUGGAGUUCAAGGUGGUGGAGACGGACCCCAGCCCUCACUGCAUCGUGGCCCCGGACACAGUCAUCUACUGCGAGGGCGAGCCCAUCAAAAGAGAGGACGAAGAGGAGACUCUCAAUGACAUCGGCUACGACGACAUCGGAGGCUGCCGGAAGCAGCUGGCUCAGAUUAAAGAGAUGGUGGAGCUUCCGCUCAGACACCCGGGACUGUUCAAGGCAAUCGGGGUGAAGCCUCCCAGAGGGAUCCUGCUCUACGGCCCUGCAGGUACAGGGAAAACCCUCGUGGCUCGAGCUGUUGCCAAUGAAACGGGAGCUUUCUUUUUCCUUAUUAAUGGCCCUGAAAUCAUGAGCAAACUGGCAGGAGAGUCAGAAAGCAACCUGAGGAAGGCCUUCGAGGAGGCGGAGAACAACGCUCCGGCCAUCAUCUUCAUCGACGAGCUGGAUGCCAUCGCUCCCAAGAGAGAAAAGACUCACGGUGAAGUGGAGAGGCGCAUCGUGUCCCAACUCCUGACCCUGAUGGAUGGCUUGAAGCAGAGAGCUCACGUGGUCGUCAUGGCAGCGACCAACCGGCCGAACAGCGUGGACGCCGCUCUGAGACGCUUCGGCAGGUUUGACCGGGAGAUCGACAUCGGAAUCCCAGAUUCAACUGGACGACUGGAAAUCCUGCAGAUCCACACCAAGAACAUGAAACUGUCAGAUGAUGUUGACCUGGAGAGAAUCGCCACAGAGACCCACGGCCAUGUUGGCGCAGAUCUGGCCGCUCUGUGCUCAGAAGCCGCGCUGCAAGCCAUCCGCAAGAAGAUGACCCUCAUCGAUCUGGAGGAUGAAACCAUCGACGCCGACGUGCUCAACUCCCUGGCAGUUACCAUGGACGACUUCCAAUGGGCGUUGAGUCAGAGCAACCCCUCGGCUCUGAGGGAGACGACGGCAGAGGUGCCUCAGGUCAGCUGGGAGGAUGUUGGCGGGCUGGACGAGGUCAAGAGGGAACUGCAGGAGCUCGUUCAGUACCCCGUCGAGUAUCCGGACAAGUUCCUGAAGUUCGGGAUGACCCCGUCUCGCGGCGUGUUGUUUUACGGCCCGCCCGGCUGCGGGAAAACCCUGCUGGCCAAGGCCAUCGCCAACGAGUGCCAGGCCAACUUCGUUUCCAUCAAAGGCCCUGAGAUGCUCACCAUGUGGUUCGGAGAAUCUGAGGCCAACGUCAGAGACGUGUUUGAUAAGGCCAGACAGGCGGCCCCCUGCAUCCUUUUCUUUGAUGAGUUAGACUCCAUCGCCAAAUCCAGAGGGGGUGGUGCGGGGGAUGCAGGCGGCGCCGCGGACAGAGUGAUCAACCAGAUCCUCACCGAGAUGGACGGCAUGUCUGACAAGAAGAACGUUUUCAUCAUCGGCGCCACCAACAGACCAGACAUCAUAGACUCGGCCAUCCUGCGGCCGGGCCGACUGGAUCAGCUCAUCUACAUCCCACUGCCCGACAAACCCUCCCGCAGAGCCAUUCUGAAUGCCAAUCUACGCAAGUCUCCUGUUGCACGAGACGUGGAUCUAGAUUACCUGUCUCGCAUCACCGAGGGUUUCUCCGGAGCCGACCUGACAGAGAUCUGCCAGCGGGCUUGUAAACUGGCGAUCCGCGAAGCCAUCGAGGCCGAGAUCAAGGCUGAGCGCCAGAGGCAAAACAGACCGGGCAUCCCCAUGGAUGAGGAUUUUGAUCCCGUCCCGGAGAUCAGGAAGGACCACUUUGAGGAGGCGAUGAGAUUCGCUCGGCGCUCCGUCAGCGACAACGACAUCCGUAAAUAUGAGAUGUUUGCUCAAACUCUCCAGCAGAGCCGAGGUUUCGGAAACUUCAGGUUCCCGUCUGCUGCUGGCGGCCAGUCUGGAACCCAGGGCUCUGAAUCGGGGAGGCCGGGUCUGCACAGGGAGCACGGCGACGACGACCUCUAUCAGUGACAGAAACGCUGCUCUGCUCAUCCCCUUUAGCUGGAAUGCAGUGCAGUCUGUUCCUUUUUCUUUCUUGGAAGAAAUGUGAAUGUAUGAAUAUGAGUGUAAAUUUAAGGUUAAGUUGCAAUCAGUUGAUACUACCAUCAAUACCAAGGAAGUUUUUUUUUUCUUAGAAAGGCCGAACGUCAUCACAGCUUUGAUUUUAGGAGUGACCAGUUUGUUCAAUGAGGGUUACGUCAGGUGUGUGUAUGGAUGAGUUGAAAAUGUAAUCAGUCUAUUUAUUUCUUUAUUUCCAAUGACUUAAUGGAUUCUUGAAUUCUGAGUAUUUGCAUAUAUCAAUAUGCUGGUAUAAAUCGAUCAAUUUGCAACAACAACAAAAAACUCCAUAAAAUUCCCUCAUGUGUUGUUGUCAAACUAUUUUUACAAAAAAAAUCUGUACAAACUACUAGAUUUGUGACAAUGAUGUUUUACUGAAAAAAAUUUGACAAAUCAUGCUAUACGAAAAUCAAACCAAUCAAUAAUAAAGUUAAGAAUUACUGAACUGUAUUUAACUGCUCUGGAAAGGUUUUUUGUUUGUUUGUUUGUUUUUUGUUUCUUGUAUGUUCUGUUAUUUUCUCUGUGGGUAUUUUCUAUAUGUAGUCAUUCUUAAGUAUUUUUGUGGCUAUUUUUUGUCUCCAUUCACAAAUGUAUGUACUUAUGACCUUCUAAAUUAUCCACAACUUCCGCAGAGUCUGUACAGUAUAAGCUCAUGUAUGCUAAAUCAGGUUUUACAGGUGGCCUUUGUCACCAAAACAUAAUGAAGGAGCAAGAAGCUAUAGCUGCAGAUUUGGUUUUUGACCGCGAAACAACACCAUUUUGAAAAAUGUGUUUCCAUCGUGUUUUAAUAAAUGAUA
Molecule: messenger RNA, 3517 nt
Organism: Salarias fasciatus (jewelled blenny)
Lineage: Eukaryota; Metazoa; Chordata; Actinopteri; Blenniiformes; Blenniidae
Product: transitional endoplasmic reticulum ATPase-like
Exons: 18
Coding region: 213-2633 (806 amino acids)
Biological process (GO): retrograde protein transport, ER to cytosol; mitotic spindle disassembly; autophagosome maturation
Cellular component (GO): nucleus; cytosol; VCP-NPL4-UFD1 AAA ATPase complex
Molecular function (GO): ATP binding; ATP hydrolysis activity; polyubiquitin modification-dependent protein binding
Source: RefSeq, a predicted model, not a curated record